This is a messenger RNA of Perkinsus marinus ATCC 50983, 765 nucleotides long. RefSeq lists its product as hypothetical. The record is from RefSeq and is a predicted model, not a curated record. The transcript has a single exon. Bases 196 to 555 code for a protein of 119 amino acids. Lineage: Eukaryota; Perkinsozoa; Perkinsida; Perkinsidae.
ACUGAAGCCAUACUGAUGACGCUGUUGAAUAGCGGCUGUUGUAGUGUCACGGUCGGGGGAGCGCAGCCUCCCAGGUGUAUCUACAUAGCGGUUAUGUCGCCCCUUAUAUUGUGUUUGUUGUUCUAAAGAGGUGAUCUCUAUUCCUCCAGCGCGUGGUUGUGUCCAAUCAGCCUGACUUAAUCCUGCGCUCUGAUCAUGACCUCUAUGGUGGGCACUCAAACGUCAUGUUUAAUACAUCCCGUCUCAGGAGCUGGAGGAGGAGGGUCUUCCAGUUGUGUGUUAUUUUUAUGUAUACCUUUCAUGGCUUUAUUGUUCCAUGAGCAUUCACCAUUCGCGGCACUACCAAUUGGUGUCAGACGCCACUCCAGGCAGACCUUUCCCUGCCAUCGUGAUGGACUCAUGCUGCUCUUGGUUGUGGUGCUGCUGUGUUCAUUAUCACUGCCAUCGAAUCUAUAUGCCAAUAAUACCGUCGAGAGAGGUUGUGGGAGGAGCUUCGUCGAGAUGCUUAUUAGACGCCAUCACGCCUCACUUGUUAGGACCGUCUUGGCAAGGUAAAGUCUUGGCACCGCUUUCAUUUUUGGCUAUAUUGUUAAUACACUUUCCUACAGUUUAGCGGUAGUACCCUCAGACUGACACCCGAUAGUAGCGGUAGUACCCUCGCUGUUUCUUUCUGUGUGCCCGGUCAGAGAUGAUGAACGUCCCAUCCAUGACUCGCUUAAUCUACCAUGCCAAACUUGUAUAAUUUAGUUUCCACUCAAAAGGAGU